GACAUUGACAUUACCGAUGGUAUGACAUGGGAUGUGUGUUCAUGGAUUCAUAGGAUUUAUAAUCCAAUUUCAUUCAUGUUGCUGAGCGGGAAAAGUUAAUAUUGUUAAAGUAAUAACAUUAACAAGAAAACUCAAUGAGGUUUACCUCAAAGCCAGCACUGAAAAUCUACGCAACGCUAAUAAGUGCGUUUUCAAAGCAAUAAAACAUCGAUUGCAUCGGUUUGCAACGUAGUAAACAUUUGUUAUUUACAGCCAAGAGUAUCAAAAAUUGGCAGUAUUUAAGUACAAUGAAUAUGGAUAUGGAUAGUGGUAGUGAUAAUAACUGGAGAGGUGUGCCUUUGACUGAGUUGUAUGGGUCCCAAUCUCCGUGGGGAGCGCCAGAGUUCCGGCUCGUUUCACCGUCGUACAAUCACGCUGUGUUGUACCAUGUGCCGAGUAGUGGGUGUUUGGCGGCAGACAGGCCACCGAAGCCGCAGAUAGGACAGGACAAAUGGGACUCUGAACAUGUCCGGAUGCCCUGUUCUGAUCAGAGUCUUUACCCUGUCGUGGAUAAUAAUGGUGUGAGCCAUCUCAAGAAGCGCUGGGAGAUGAUAGAGAAUGCUCUCUCAAAACCAAUAAGGAAUAGCCAUGAGUUAGGCAGUGCUAUACUCAGCUACAAUACUAACUUCCGGAAUACAUGGAAGUUCAAGGGACUGCAUAAACUUUUUAAUGAGUAUCUAGAAGAGGAGGAAACUCGGUACUUCUUUGAUGUUACCCUACCAGAGAUUAUAAAACUUGCAUUGGAUCUACCGAAGUUGGUGCAAGCACCAAUACCUUUACUCAAGCAACACAAGAACUUCUCAGUGUCUCUCUCCCAGCAACAGAUAGCGAGUCUCCUUGCCAACGCAUUCUUCUGCACAUUUCCAAGAAGGAACGCCACUAAGAAGACUUCUGAAUAUGCUUCAUAUCCUUUCAUUAAUUUCAACUCGUCUGGUCUCUAUGAGUCUACUAACUCAGAUGCUAACUUGGAGAAACUGAAAUGUAUCUGCCAUUACUUCAGAAGAGUUGUGACUAAAGUCCCGGUCGGCACGCUGACGUUCAGCCGUCGCUCGGUGCCGCCGCGCGACUGCCCGGCCUGGGCCGGCUCCACCAGGCCCAUAGGGUCCAUACCCCUACACGUGGAACCGGUCAGCACUAUUGAAGAUGCUGACUCGUUGAUACAGAUCGAUUUUGCUAACAAGUUCCUAGGCGGUGGCGUGUUGGGUCAUGGUUGUGUACAGGAAGAGAUUCGGUUCGUGAUAUGUCCGGAGCUGAUGAUAUCCAUGCUGUUCACUGAAGUUAUGAGGCCCAAUGAAGCUCUUAUGAUUAUUGGUGCGGAGCGCUACAGUAAGUACGUGGGCUACGGGCACAGCUUCCAGUUCGCGGGCGAGCACCGCGACGGGACGCCGCGGGACUCGUCCGCGCGCCGCCGCACCGCCGUGCUGGCCAUCGACGCCGUGCCAUACAGCGGGCUGGCGCAGGAGUUCCGCAGGGAAGCCAUCACCAGGGAACUUAAUAAGGCGUGGGUGGGCGUAUCAUUCGACACGGACGUGAGCUCGGACCGGCUGCAGUACCCGGGCGUGGCCACCGGCAACUGGGGCUGCGGGGCCUUCGGGGGCACGCCGCACCUGAAGAGCCUGAUACAACUCAUGGCCUGCAGUCAGGCCCGAAGGCCUAUGGCCUACUACACCUUCGGAGACACACAGCUCAGGGAUGAUAUCGCUAACAUGUAUAACUUGUUGGCACGGCAUAAUGUUACUGUUGGUCAACUAUACAGGUACAUAGUGAGGUUUGCACAAGAGAACAAUGUACUACUGACACGGUUCUACACAUAUUUGGAGAAAGUGUUAAAGGAGAACAAAGAAUCAUCACAGAACUCCAGCGAUAACAUGAUGGACAUUAGCAUCACCGAAUCGACAGCAGGGCCAGUAGUAAUAGAAGACGGAUCAACAGACAAUUCUCCUGACUUAUUCUCUCAAGAUGAAAUGGACGAAAGUUUACUAGAAGUUACAAUACAAUCCGAACGAAUAGCUAACAAAACUGACACCAAAAAAGAGACACCAAAAAUCACCCGAAAAGCAGAAACAAAUACUAAUAAACAAGUAACACCUAUCCAGUCAACUAAACAUUUAACAGAGCAACAGAUAGAACAACAAAUCACGCAACAAAUCGACCAAGAAGUCGCCCAACUAGUUGAACAAAAAGAAUCAUCGAAGUCCCCACCUACAGCUGACACUAAAAAAAUGUCUUUACUAGACGCGGUUACUAUCAUGGAUCAAGAUGACAAACAUGAACAGCAUACAUCGCCUGCUUCCAACAAAAGGUUCUCAUUACGAACCGAUACAAAGCCAGCAAUGAAUACCGAAAGCGAAUCGACACCGGAACGCAAAAAAGGCACGCCUAAGAAAAAAAUAACAGAUUAUUUUAGUACAAGGAAUAAAUAAAAAUAAGGCAGUUUGUGAA
Molecule: messenger RNA, 2481 nt
Organism: Spodoptera frugiperda (fall armyworm)
Lineage: Eukaryota; Metazoa; Arthropoda; Insecta; Lepidoptera; Noctuidae
Gene: Parg
Product: poly(ADP-ribose) glycohydrolase
Exons: 11
Coding region: 288-2462 (724 amino acids)
Biological process (GO): nucleotide-sugar metabolic process; regulation of DNA repair; carbohydrate metabolic process
Cellular component (GO): cytoplasm; nucleus
Molecular function (GO): poly(ADP-ribose) glycohydrolase activity
Source: RefSeq, a predicted model, not a curated record